This is a messenger RNA of Glycine soja, 1191 nucleotides long. RefSeq names its product ethylene-responsive transcription factor ERF003-like. The record is from RefSeq and is a predicted model, not a curated record. Gene Ontology annotation, biological process: regulation of DNA-templated transcription. The coding region runs from base 108 to 692 and encodes 194 amino acids. The transcript is spliced from 2 exons. Lineage: Eukaryota; Viridiplantae; Streptophyta; Magnoliopsida; Fabales; Fabaceae. Gene Ontology annotation, molecular function: DNA-binding transcription factor activity; DNA binding.
UAGCCGAGCUCCUUCUCCUUCACUUCACUUCACUUCAGUCACCUUUUCCUUUUCUCUGAUAGAGGACGAAACACGUUUCUCUCUCUCUCUUUUUUUUUCUCAUCAUCAUGGCCAGACCCCAACAACGCUAUCGUGGAGUCCGCCAAAGGCACUGGGGCUCUUGGGUCUCUGAAAUUCGCCACCCUUUAUUGAAGACUAGAAUAUGGCUAGGAACUUUUGAAACGGCAGAAGAUGCAGCAAGAGCAUAUGAUGAAGCUGCUAGGCUCAUGUGUGGGCCAAAAGCACGCACCAAUUUCCCAUACAACCCCAAUGAGCCACAUUCAUCCUCAUCCAAGCUUCUCUCUGCCACUUUAACAGCUAAGUUACAUAAGUGUCACAUGGCUUCCCUUUCUCUUCAAAUGGCCAAGCAGAAACCACCACAGAACAAAGAGCCUCAACCAUCACACGGGUCCAAUCCAUUUGCCUCUGCCAAUGCCAUUGCUGGAUCAAGCGCUGACACGAGUUUUCGAUGGCCAGAUAAUAGACAUGAGGAAUUCAGGUGGCUUGAAGGGAAUUGGGUUGGUGUUGAAGGCCAGGUUGAAGUUUCCAAUCAACAGUUUCAGCCAGUUCUUGAAGAUGAUCACAUAGAGCAGAUGAUACAGGAGUUGCUUGAUUAUGGAUCAAUUGAGCUUUGCCCUGUUAGCUCAACCUAGACUCUAAAGUGUAACAUUCGAGGUUUUAAAAAACAGUCUGCAAUCGUGUUUCCAGCCGCAACAUAAAGGUUUUUGGGGUGUCUGCGACUGCAACAGUCACAAUUGUGACUGAUAGUCGUAUUUGUCUGCAAUUUUCUGUAAUAAGAAGAAACAUGAUGAAACUGCGACUGCGGCCGUUUUUUAAAACCUUGAUAGCAUUCUCUAUUGGCAAGUGCAAACAUCUUUUUUGGGGUACUAAUUCACCAUGUAAUAAUAAAGGUAUAAGCUUAGUUUAGUACCAUAGGAAUCUUAGUCACCGUUAGUUUCUAUUACUUCACCAAUUAGAAGACAACCAUGCGGAACCAGAAUGUAGCCAAUGAUGCGAAUGGAAUAUCAUGCAUAUGAUGGACUAUAAUAGAGUACAAUUUUCCAGCUUCUGUUUUUGUUUAUAUCCUACUACUAAAAGUUGUCCAAAAUUCUUCAAAUAAAACAGGAUGGAUGUGGGACCUUGUGUUAGACA